GGGCGCGGGCGUGUUGGCGGCGGCGCUGGGCGUUCGGCGGCCGCUGGCGGCGCCGCCAGCGCCGGGCGAGGAGCCCGCGCGCGUGGACAGCCUGCGCGCCGUGGGGCCCUGGGCGCUGCUGCUGCACCUCGCCGCCCCCGUCGCCCCCGGGCGCCGCGUGCGCCCGCUGCGCCUCCUCAGAUGGCCGCACCUGCUGGAGGCGGCCGAGGCGGAGGCCGCGGCCGGGGAGGGCGGCGUGUGCGUGGCGCCGGGGCGCGACGCGCAGGGCCACGCGAGGGCGGUGCUGCUGGUGCCCGCGGACCGACAGACCGCCGCCGCCGCCGCCACCGCCUGCCCUCCCACGCACAAGUGCUUCGUCAGGGCCGACGCGCACGCCGCCUGCCAGGCGACGGGCGGGCGCGCGUGGAGCGGCGUGGUGGCGUGCCGGUCGGCGCAGGGCUGGGCGCCCGCCGCCGUCUUCUCCUCGCCUGACGGCUUCUGCGACGCGCCGCCGGCCUCCGUGCUGGCCUUCCCCGCCGUCGCGCCGCUCGCCGACGCCCUGCAGAAGGCCAUGGAGGAGGCGCCCGUGCCGCUGGCGCCGCCGGCGGAGUGCGCGACGCUGCGCUGCCCGCUGGGCCGCUGCCUGGAGGCGGGCGAGGUGUGCGACGGCGUGCCCCACUGCCGCGACGCCAGCGACGAGCAGCCGCUCUUCUGCGCCGAAUGGCAGCAGCGCUGCGCACGCGCCGUCGACCCCUUCGCCUGCGCGUGCGCGGCGGACGAGAUGCGCUGCGACAACGGGCGCUGCGUGGAGAAGGCGGCGUUCUGCGACGGCGCCGACGACUGCGGCGACGCCAGCGACGAACCCGGCGACUGCUCGUGCGCCGCCUUCCUGCGCCUGAGCGCGCCGCGCCUGCUGUGCGACGGCCGCCGCAACUGCCUCGACAAGUCGGACGAGGCGCGGUGCGGGUGCGGCGCCCACAGCUUCCACUGCACACGUUCUGGAACGUGCAUCGCAUCAGAGCUUGUAUGCGAUGGAGAGCCUGACUGCCCUGGGAAGGAAGAUGAAGAACACUGUUGGGAACUCAGCAUUUCAGGAAAUAGCCCGACAACUCGAGAAGUGAGAAGACGUUCGUAUGGAUCAUGGCACUCGUAUUGUGCUGCAGAAGGCGAAGAAGAACACUUCAGUGACUUGUGCAAGACCAUCGGUUUCACGAAGAUGUCCAAUUUCACAGUCAUAAAACAUCAAUCACCGAAUGAAGAUGUUCAAUUACCUCAUCUGUUCCCAUUCACAACCGCCAGACUAAACAAUAAAACUGAGAUAAUUUUACGAGGUGAUCAUCCUUUAGUUGGUCUUAAAUCGUUAAAGGAAGGUGAAUGUAAUAUGUUGUUAUUAACGUGUGUUUGAUGUGUACAAAUUGUAACCACAUGUAUUUCAGUGUAUAUAUUUGUAAAUAGAUAAAGUAAUCUAAUAUA
Molecule: messenger RNA, 1452 nt
Organism: Gryllus bimaculatus (two-spotted cricket)
Lineage: Eukaryota; Metazoa; Arthropoda; Insecta; Orthoptera; Gryllidae
Source: the annotation of a GenBank genome assembly